Molecule: messenger RNA, 1434 nt
Organism: Carassius auratus (goldfish)
Lineage: Eukaryota; Metazoa; Chordata; Actinopteri; Cypriniformes; Cyprinidae
Product: G1/S-specific cyclin-D2-like
Exons: 5
Coding region: 236-1123 (295 amino acids)
Source: RefSeq, a predicted model, not a curated record
UUUUGGGUGGUCAUACAGUCAGAAGUGACGUUCUGCUUCAUCUGUGUCUGUAGUUCAGAAGGAAAGACUCAUGGCACGGAUUGCAGCCUCCGUGAUGUAAAAAGUGAAAGUUUUAACAGUGCAAACGUGUUCUAUUGAUGCCUAAGACAACAACACUUUCGUCCUUUUAUAGACACAGCCACAUGCAGCUGGCACUGUGAGGUGGUUAGUUAGCAUCACUGAGAAAAGCCCAAACAUGGAACUUUUUUGCUUGGAAAAGGACGCAAUCGUGCGAGCUCAGAGAGAUCCCAACAUCUUUUGCGAUGAAAGAGUAUUGCAAAGUCUUUUAACAGUGGAGGACAGAUAUGUUCCCCAGGGACCCUAUUUUAAAUGUGUCCAGAAGGAUAUUCAGCCUUUUAUGAGGCGGAUGGUCGCGACGUGGAUGUUAGAGGUUUGUGAAGAGGAGAAAUGUGAAGAGGAUGUCUUUCCCUUGGCUAUGAACUACCUGGACAGAUUUUUAGCUGCGGUUCCUACAAGAAAAUGUUAUCUGCAGCUUUUAGGGUCCGUGUGUCUCUUCCUGGCUUCAAAAUUAAAAGCAUGCCAACCACUGUCGGCCAGGAAGCUCUGCAUAUACACAGACAACUCCAUUACAUCUCAAGAACUGCUGGAGUGGGAGUUGGUGGUUCUUAGUAAAUUGAAAUGGAACCUGGCGGCCAUCACCCCACUUGACUUUAUCGAACACAUCCUGCACAAACUGCCCUUUCCUGAAGACAGACUGACGCUGAUCCGCAAACACGCGCAAACCUUCAUCGCCCUCUGUGCAACAGAUCACAGCUUCACCAUGUACCCUCCCUCCAUGAUCGCUACAGGAUGUGUGGGGGCAGCAGUAUGUGGCCUGCAGCCCGACCAGAGCAACCAAAAUCUGUGGGGGGACAGUCUGACAGAGCUGCUGGCUAAAGUCACCCACACUGAGGUGGACUGUCUGAAGUCGUGUCAAGAGCAGAUCGAGCAGUUACUGACCAACAGCCUGAAAGAAAGUCAACAACAGCAUCAACAGCUACAGGAGGGAAGAGCCAGCAACAAAGGGACGCAAUCUCAAAACCUGUCCUGCACCCCUACAGAUGUCCGUGAUGUCAACUUAUGAUGUCGGUUCCUGUUCCCAUCCACCUCCUCAGCCUAGAAAAGAUUCAGUUAUUAUUGUUACUGUAUUUAAGUUUAGUUUCAAAGUCACAUUAGAUGGUCGUAUGCGCAUAACACAAGAACACAAGCUUGAUGUUUUAUAACGGAGCAUAACAGCUGCUGCUGCCGUCUCAUAUCCGCAGGCGGUGGUGUUUUACAUACUUGAAUUUAAUUGAAUUGGCCUCAAACCAUGAUUUAAUAAUGCAGUAUAUUGUAUAUCACUUAACAAAGACCAUACAUCUGUCUUGGCUAUCAAAUACAACUGUUUUAUAAUUA